UCCUGUUUGGUUUGGCCUGCGGCCGGCGCUUUGUUGGUUUGGCGAGCGAUAUUGUGUACCCUGUGGAGGGGCGUGCGAUGGGUGGUAGUUGGUGUUGCGUUGUGGGUUGCACAAACUACUCCCGCAAGACGCAGAAAGUGAGAGUUUGCUAUCACAACUUUCCAAGUGACAGUGCUCUCCGUGAGAAGUGGAUCAGUGCGAUCAGGCGGGACAACUGGUUACCGAGCAAAUGGGCACGCGUGUGUUCCGAUCAUUUCUCGCCGGAGUCCUAUAACGAUAGCGUUCACUUGAUGGAAGCUUUUGGGUUGUCUAAGCAACACUUUUAUAGGCGCUUGAAGGCGGACGCUGUGCCGACAGUUUACAAAGAGACGAUCUGGCAGCCAGCAGCACGAAGAAAAGCCAUCAAAAGGAAAGCGGAGCAGGAUGCCUACAAAGCUCUUGCCUUGACAGAGGCUGGCCAUGCAGAGAGCAGCAAUCAGCAUGACUGGAGCUGCCAUGGGGAUACCACCACUCAGUGCAGUGAUGAACAGGGAGCUCAGCCACAUACGCGUGACGCUUAUGUGCAAAUAACUGCGCAUGCACAGAGUCCAAAGGCUGUACAGACGUACAGCAGGAUGCAAUCUAUUGGUGUCCAAGCCAGCCCACGGCCUACUCGUGACAGCUGUGACCAAACCGACGACGUGCUGCUGUACAGGGACAAGGUGCUACCAGAAGUGAGGCCUUUGUGCUCUACUCCAAAGCGUGCUGCAAAUGCCCCAGGUCUCAAUCUGAGCAGAUUACGUGCCUGCAUUGCUAAGCAAUGUCAUGUAAUGCCUCGAGAAGUGGCCAUCAUUUUCAUCUGCUGAAAACGCAAUUGUGCGAAGUCAUCACGACACACUCUCAGCCAAGUAUGGUCCAAAGCCAUCAAUGGAAGAUGCAAGGAAGAGGCGAUAUUCACGCUUCGCACCUCACCCAUAGAUCUGUGAUCCUGCUGCCAGGUUUGAAUCUUGCUCUUCUAGUGUGUGUUGUUUGGUGUGCUAGGGGUGAUUUGCUUUUACACGGCCUCAUCCAGUCAUCGCCACCCCCGACUACUGCCCACUCUGCUACCACUUCGGAGAAGCUGGCCCACCGCCAAUGCCAGUACCGUUACAUUGGACCAUGUGGUUGCAUCGUUAAUGUGCUUCGUCCAGUUUGGUGACUGGCCGUGUGACAUCGUCGACUGCCUCACAGCAAAUCAGUGGAGGCCUCGACAGCCAUCAAGUCCACCGUCAUUGGUACACUACCUCUCUCCUCUGUGUCGACCACGCUGGCCCAACCUGGGCAGGUUGGUUAGCACAUAUCCAGAAAACUAAAAGCAGCAACUGGUGGAGGUGUGGUUGCUGUUUGUCGAAAUAGUGAGGACCUUCCACUGCCGCCGUUAAUAUUCCAAGGUUCAGCUUAACAAUAUAAUGAAGACACACCAGCAUCGAUACAAAGCCAAGAAUUUCAGUGUGGGAUUUGGCAUGGUCCACUCUGCAAUUGCAUGAAGUCUUCAUGGAGUUGCAACGAUUGAAAGUUUAUACCAGGAGUUCUUGAUCAUGAACCACUGUUUGCAUCUGGCGACGCAAGUCUGGCGCUUGCGACAAUGUACCUGCUGCUGUCAUUUGCUUGUCUGGUACGUAGGUGAUAGUGAUGUCAAAAAUGUUGUAGAUACCUGGUGACAGUUUGCUUUAGUUGUUACUCUGAAUACGAAUUAGUGGCUUAUGAACCGAUUACACGAGGCCACAGUAGUGGAUGGAAGAUGACCGGAAGCUUUUUGUGCAUACUGCUGCUGUGCGAUUGUGAGAGCUGCUGGUGUGUAAGCAACAAGCCUGCCAUGUUGCGGCAGUGUUGAGCCAAUUCUGUAGGAGAUGACAACUGUUAGGACCGAGAUUUUCCAGGUGUACAAUUUAGUGGGUGUUUUAGGGCUUUCGGUGGGGUGCAGGCACCCUGUCAAGCUUUUUUCCCUUUCCACCUGUAGUCUAGGCAACUGUAAGUCUUUUUUUAACUGAAAUAAAAAAGAUGUCCCGGGUGCAUUUUCAUUCAAGUGAAAUUGAAUGCUUUUGCAGUAUCCAGACAACAAAGUGUUUUAAACACAAACAUAAGUGAUAUUUAGAAAUUCACCGAUACACUGUGGUCAAGUGCGCCAUACUCACCAUUGUAAUAAAGGUGCACUGACUAGUUCAUUUCUUGGACAAAUAGGCAUGCAUGUGCUUAUCUAUCAUCUAUACUACUCGCCUACACCCAGGAAAACAGCUCAUAAUUUACUGAUGGGAAUGUGCUCCUUAUCCUGCGCAGCACACAACUGGGCAGGGGUUGGCGAUUUCCUCUGCCAAGGCGGCCCCACACCUGCCAAACAAAUAAUCGGUAGGCUGUGUAUCUCGGAGCUCUGAAGCAGGUGAAAGAAAAACAGGAGCAUUAGGGACGGGAUAGUUCUAGCAAAUGUGCUAAGCUUAUGGAGCCCUUCCCAUGUCCUUGUGUGGCGAAAAUUGCACUUCAGUGCUGAUGCUUGUGAGCAGUGGUGGCUUCACUUCUACACUUUAUCUUAAUUUAUUCAAUGUAUUACUUGCAUACUACAACGUCAUUGAAAUUCAGGGUGGUGAAGGAAUGGCAAUCGUGCACUAGGCGCUUAUUUGUUGGCGCAUGAAGAGUGGAAGACGCUGCACGUAACUUAUUCACAUACACGCAGAUGAAAGCCCUAGCCUAGUUUGCUGCGCUUCCGCGUGGAACGAUCACGCUAAAACGAAGCACAGCGGAGACCUCAUUUACACGCUCAUAUUGAAGCACAAGCAGUAACUCGGUUGUACAUUUCUGUUUAUGGAAAAUGUGGCACUUCAAAACACUUGCCUACUAGCCCCGCCACCGUUGCCAUUCCAGCACAUGCGUUCUCACACGAGGAAUGAGCGCUAAAAGAAAGCAUAUGCCAUGCGCGAAAUGCGUCUGAGCUUCGUAGUCGGGUAGCCCAGAAGCUGGCAGCACACCUUGUUACCAUGUCGUUGUUGUAUUAUCAUGCCAUAUGUCCAACCCAAUAAUUCUAACUACUCACCUAUUCCUGUCGGCGUGCUCGAGAUAAGUUGAAUUGUAGGACUCCAGUAGCCACCUGUUCAUUUCUAAUAAAUCGCUGACCAAACAAAGGAGUGGGAAAAGUGUGUGGUGCGUGAUGCAGUUACAGUCCAAUCCAUUCAGUAGGCCCCAGAUAGCCGAGAUCUGGUGGCAACACACAUUUUCGUCUGUGCACAGGUCGGCAUUCGGCACAAGUGCACCUGUGUAACAACAUCAUGAUUCCCCGUGUAAUUAACAAAACAGUGACUAAUCAUCCACGGCUAACACUUACCCUUCAUCGCGAUAUUGCAAUGCCAGCUGCUGGGCUCCAUCGUGUUCGGCGACUGGUCGUCGUGGCGGCGGAUCAAACAAGAGUGGAGAAUCAACUUCGUCAUAUGCGCCUGAAUCACAGCUGUCCGACAGCUCCUAAACACUGUCAGUCGCAGACAUGUUGCAGCUGAUGCGCGGUGUGCUCACCUCUCCACCGAGUGCCUGCUCGUCCCGGCUUUCACAGUUUUCAUACUCUGUGCCGACGGGACCGGCAUGCCUUGCAUGACUUCCGGUUCUUACCAACUUAUACGUCAUACGUAGACAGUUCACUCGGGUGGGUUUCAGUUUCGGUAUUGGGCCUUUUUGCUUAUUAAAAAUUAUUUUCAAAUUUGCUGAGCAUUUCUGCAAUCGGGUGCAUGACAAGAGUGUCUCAGGAACCUAAAAGCACCAUCACCAUGACAUGGUCAAAAAAUCGCCAAAGUUGGGCUUUAAGGUUCACUAAAGGCGGCCACGGUGAAAACUAAUGCCAAGGCAACGAAAACCCAGCUCCAGCAGAAAUGACCUUUUCAACAUUUACAAUACUCAUGCAAUCAUUCUUGCCAAACUAUAAUGUUUUACGAGAAAAAACGGCUGUUCUAAGUGCAAAAAGCACGCCUGUGUGUCUAGAAUAUCAGCUUGUGCAUGGACUGACAAUUACGUUUUUCAACACUGGGCAAAAGUAACUGACUAUAUGCCACAAGUUGAGAACAAGAAACACCAGCUGCCAAACACUGUCUUCUUAUGUGUUCACCGAACUGAAGACAGUCUUCGACAAUUUAUUAAUAAAGAGUGCACACCACAGCCCCCGCUUUGCUCAAAAU
This is a messenger RNA of Rhipicephalus sanguineus (brown dog tick), 4169 nucleotides long. RefSeq names its product peroxynitrite isomerase THAP4. The record is from RefSeq and is a predicted model, not a curated record. Bases 78 to 845 code for a protein of 255 amino acids. The transcript is spliced from 4 exons. NCBI's taxonomy places the organism in Eukaryota, Metazoa, Arthropoda, Arachnida, Ixodida, Ixodidae.